Messenger RNA from Mesorhabditis belari, 1137 nucleotides. Lineage: Eukaryota; Metazoa; Nematoda; Chromadorea; Rhabditida; Rhabditidae. The record is from the annotation of a GenBank genome assembly.
AUGACUUCGCUUUUCUCUGAUCAGAGAUUUAUUCUAUUAUUCUUGUUUGUUCAGCUAGUAAAUGCAUUAGAACCAAUCCAUGGUGGUCCUGGCCUGGGGAAUUGGGAAAAGUUCAACCAUGGCUAUGGGGUCGAGUUCUGUAGAAUCCCGAAAACCGGUUCCACAAUCACCAUUCGAAUCCUUUGCGAUAUCCUCAAUGAUUACAAGGGAAUCCCACAAUCAAGGACUCAGAAAGUCGGCAAAACGAUUAGCCACUUUGAAAAUGAAUGCGUGAAGAACAACAAUUAUUUGGAUCAUUGGGAGACAAAAUGGAAUAGGCCAUUACUGGAAACCGUCAAAUUUGUAACUGUUCGGGAACCGGUUGAACGAUUUGUGUCUACCUAUGAGUUUCUUUGUGUACAUCCAACGGGUAAAUGGUGUCCACCAAGCAUCAGAAAUAUCCACCAAUUCGCUCAAUGGAUCUAUGAUUUCCAGAAACGGGAACAGGAUAGACCGGAUUUUCUGAGAACAAAGAAAGAUGACUAUAUUCUAUUCCAUACGUGGCCACAAACAAGUUUCUGUGAAAUGACGAAUGGCAACCAGAUCCUUGUGCAUCAUACUCGAAAUCGAAAACAGAUGCAACGGGAAAUGAUGAAAGUGUUCAUGAAAGCUCAUGUACCGGAAAAAGUGGCAAGAAAAGCCCUUCUUCACCUUUUGAAAUCAACAACAAGACAUGCCAGCCCCCUCACCUCAGCCCUUGCCAACAAUUAUGGCUGUCGUGCGGUGACAACCCUCGGCCCUUCCGUCUCCUUUUUCGGUUUCAUCGCCUCAACUCUUCUACCGCAGAUCUUCCUCUUGUGCAUAACUUUUGGAAGCGCCGCCUUCGGUUUGGUCUAUCUGCCGGCGACCGUCAUCGUCCCGCAAUACUUCGACAAUAAGCGAGCCUUAGUGGUCGGGUUGGCCGUUUUCGGGUCGGUCAUUGGCACCUCGCUAUUUGCUUCGCUUUGAAAAAUCUCCGACAGCCCAAAGGUCGAUUCGUUGUGGGUGUUGAAUGCGGGUCUGAUUCUAGCCGGUUUGGCGACAAUGGCCGUCCCGCUCUUCGCCCAAGAUUGGCAUUUCAUCGCUUUCUGUCCCCCUUUCGCUUUUGGCGUUGGUGAG